Molecule: messenger RNA, 7915 nt
Organism: Sitodiplosis mosellana (orange wheat blossom midge)
Lineage: Eukaryota; Metazoa; Arthropoda; Insecta; Diptera; Cecidomyiidae
Product: PHD finger protein 3-like
Exons: 10
Coding region: 1284-7514 (2076 amino acids)
Biological process (GO): DNA-templated transcription
Cellular component (GO): nucleus
Molecular function (GO): protein binding
Source: RefSeq, a predicted model, not a curated record
GUGCUAUUGAAUGACGCCAGUUAAAUGGCCGAGGGUGUACAGUUGUAUUUGUCAAGUAUAUAGUCAAAAUGUUGCUCAAUCCAAGUUUGGUUUGUGUAUGAGUGUGUGUAUGUGCGCGCGUUUAUGUUCUCUAUAAGCAUUGAUUUAACUGUAGCUAAUGUAACUGAGCCAAACAGAACGCUAUCCAUUUGCUCAAAUACGUACUUUGUUCAUUUUAUGCUUUACUUACUUGUGUUUCGACAAGGUUUCAUUAAAACCAUACCCACAUACUAACCAAUAUUCAAUUCAAUACCAAGAGUGUGAAUAAAAAAAAAAACAGGGAACGAGAACGACGAACAAACGAAACAAAAAUGGAUGAACAUGAUAUUAGUACGCGCAUACAAUGACGCAUAUACGAAUUUCGGUCGACAAGCGAGAAAAGAACCAAAUUACAUUUGGCCAAAUAACCCCCAAUUGAACUGAAGGGAAAAAAAAUAAUUGCAUUUAAUUUAUUUAAGCGAAAACUAAUCAUGUGCAUUGUUUUAUUUCAAUUUUUUUUUCGGAGUAUCAAAAGUGCGGAAAAUGUGAUCUGAAACGUGAAUUUAGUUUUCAGUUUUUUGAGAAACAACGUCGAAACCAUUGUCAAAAUAAUAAAGCUAAAAAGAAGAGGAAGAAGAAAUUCAGAAGAAAAAGAAGGAGUAGUAGUAGACAGAAGGAAAAAAAACGUCGAAUAUAUUCAGUUCGUUGAAAUACGGUGUGAUUUUUUAUAGACUGUGGGGCACUUAUACACCGAUACCAGCCUCAACACUCAAUACAAAUAGAUCACUGCUGCUCGUACACAGGCGAAUUUAUAUAUAAACACUUUUUGUUUUUGUAUAAGCGCGUAUUUCACGACCAAUCGAAUUUAUGUACGGCCAGUUUAUGCAUUAUGGCGGCAAUUCUAUUCAGUAAAUUUCGAUAAGGUUGCCAUUAUACACAAAAAAAAACUUUCCGUUUGGAUUUUGUCGUCAAAAUAUCGGAAUUCGCUGCAAUCAUUGCACAUCAUCUCCGAUCCUAAUUAAUUAAAUUCAAAUAAUUGACUGUAGUUGACAAAACAAACCAAACUGGUUGUAAAUCGAAACUAAAUGACAGACAUACAAAAACAAAACAACACACGAUUUUCCAAGAGGCAGUAAAUAAAUACGUUUCGUUCAUUCUUGCAACUCUGAGAGUGGCAAAAGAUUGUGUAUGUGUAGUUUUUGUUAAGGUGUUGCAAGUAAAUACGUAGUGUAGAGGCCAAAAGUCGAAAGCGCACUAAAAAUCCAAUGUCGCAUUCAGUAUUUCGGGAUUUGGAUAAUGUCGAAACUAGUGGCAAUGGUUCGCGAGCCGAAGUAGCCGACAACAAUCUCAUUGUUUUUAUCCAUAAGGAUGGUGGCGUGCAAGUUGAUCCGAAUGCGUUACAAGACCUUAUCGUGAAUGCCAACACUGACACCAAAUCAACUGUCAGCGUAAUAAGAGUUGGUUCGCCGACGCCAAGCAUGGAAACAGAUGAAGAAGAAAAUUCGACCAAACAAAGUGAUGGCGACGAUAACCAAAAUGAUAGCAACAAUCAAAGUGACGAUGAUGACGAUGACAGUAAAAAUAGUGCCGAAAGCAAUGAAGAGAGCGAUCCGGAUGGUGCAAGCACAGAAAAAGGUCAAAAAUUGAAAAAGAAGAAGAAGAAAAAAAACAAAAUACCCGGCUAUGGUUUGACAGUUGAAGAAUUCUACAAUCCAGAACAAGCGGUUCAAUUUGCUACCGAAAUCAUGAACAUUGCAGGAAUCACGAAUCCCAAACAGUUGAAAGCUGAUUACGAGCAUUUGCGAUACAUCAUUCAAAAUGAUCACUGUUACACGCCAUACACGUAUGCGGACUCGUUGAAUGAGGAUAAAUCGGAAGCUGUGGCCGAAGGCAUAAAACGUAACGAUGCAAAAUCGAAGCAAAAAUCAUCCACAACACCCGCGCCAAAUUCAACAACGAAGAAAGUCGGCCGGCCGUCAUUGAAAUCAAUACCAUCAAAUGGUUUGGAUCGGGAUGCAUCAAUUUCUAGUCGAAAUCGAAGCGUUGACGAUGCAAGUUCAAAUGAAAAUACGGCCGAUCAAAAUGAUUCGGAUGAAGAGGAAGCAGAAAGUGAAACUGAUUUCUCUGAUUUUACCGCCAGUGAUACCGACAAUGAUCGUGAUAGUGACUUGGAUUUCAGUGUGAACGACUGUCAUUCGAGGCGUGCGGCGAAAAAGAUAAAGAAACGGAAAAUCCAAGCGAAAAAAUUGGCAAGCAAAAAACGACGUCGCAGUACGAUUGAUUUCACAGGAUCUGAUGAUGGCGUAACGCCAAAAGGGAAAAAGGCAACCAAAUUACCAAAGAAAGCGCUGAACACAAGUGCAAAAUCUGCAUCUGCUGUCUCACCAGCCGUUUCGUCUACAUCGAAAUCAAUGCCGGCAGUCACCUCAACACCUCGUCUCACAAAAGUUGCAUACGUCAAAGAAUCACCACAAUCAACUUCACAUGACAAUUCAUCCAGAUCACCGGCCGUUCAAAAGGCAACCAGUACAACAACUCCACAGGCCAACCCAUCAUCAUCAUCAUCAUUAUCAUCAUUAUCAACAUCGUCAUUAUCAAUUGACAAUAAAACUAAGAAUAAUAACGUAAUGAAGCAAAAAGAAAAGAAAGUCCAAUCAGAUAAUAUUGUAAUUGAUAUGACAUCACUGUUCACUCCCGAUGUUAUCAAAAAGAAUCCCGUCGAAAAUGCGAGUGGUGCCCACAAAACUCCAAUUGUUGUCGUUAAUGCUAAUAAAAUUCCAAUAUCCACGCCAACAGUUAAGGUUGCAUCGGUGAGCAAACCGAUUUUUGUCCAUUCGAUCACACCACAAGCCACAACAUCGCGAAUCACAACAACAGGCACAAAAGUGAUUCGAAUGCCAACUGCUACACUCCGUAGAUUAGUAAAGCCGCCGACUGUCACCAAUUUGGCCUUCGAACAAGAUAAACAAUUGGAUUUGAUCGAUUCGCUGGUGCAAGAAGAGCUGAGCAAAUCCGAACCGGAUGCAACGUGCUCCUCCUCAUCAAGUGCAUCUUCGCAAACGGCCGUUUCCGCAGCCAUUCCGAAUAUUGUGAAAAUGCUGGAAACAUCCGAAGCAUCGCAAUCUAUUGAAUCCGCUGACUUGACACAGCCGAGCAGCACAUCAAACACGAUGUCAAUCACUUAUUCGACCACACAAUCGACGCACGACACACAAAUGUUACCCGACGAAUUGCUAGAUUCAUUUGUUGAUUCCGAAUAUUUAACCGAUGAUUUGAUGCAGCACGUGGCUAAACUGGUUGAAGAUAAGAAUCUCCAAGAAGUGAUCGAUCAACAAAUGCAAGAUGCCGAUUCCAUUUCAUCUUGUACUGCAACGCCACAGCCACCAAUACAAACGACUUCAGUUGUGCCAAAGCAAAAUAUCAUUCAUUCGCCCGCUUCUACGCCGACAAAGCUGCCCGAAGAACAAAUAGUAGCGACGAAUGCGGUGAAAACGCCUGCAACGCCACUCACAUUACCUACAAUCGCCAAUAGAAAAGGAAUCACAGUUAGGCGUGCAGAUGGUUCAUUGGUCACGUUGCCACCACCUGAAGCGCCGACGACACGUGGUGCAAAACGACGAGCUGAAAUAAUACCAGGCCAAGAGACACCUAAAAAAUCAGAGGUUGUAAGAGCUGCUGAACAGACUGAUUCAUUGUUGGAACAUCAACAGAAGAGUGUGCCAAACACACAAACAACAACCGAACUGGUUAAAAAUUCACCGAGCACUGCAAAGCAAGCAGCAAAACCAAUUGCAGCACGUGAACGAAGGGCUUCGGUUGCGGUAAAACGCGCCUCAACUGAUUCAAAGCCAAGACGUAGCAUGAGCAUAUCGAAUCCACCACAUAAUAACGCCCCCGGUGGUGGCGCCACCGCUGCUGAUGGUGGACUUGGUGACGAAGAUGACGAGGAAGAUGGUUCCGAUGGCAGCUACAAUUCCGAAGAUGACCCGCAUCGCCAAAAUGGCUCUGUCCUCUGGUGUAUAUGCCGAACGCCACAUAAUAAUCGCUUCAUGAUUUGCUGUGAUAAAUGUGAAGAAUGGUUCCAUGGCAAAUGCGUUGGUAUCACGAGGCAAAUGGGCCGUGAGAUGGAACAUCGGAAAUCGGAAUGGAUUUGUCCGAAUUGUCAGAAAAAACAACAGCCAUCGAUAAAGAGUAUUUUCCCACGAAAAGUUGUUGUGGAAAAUUCACCAAAAACGAAAGGAGCUGGCACUUCAUCGACCGUGGCUCAAUCAACGAUCGAUUCACCGGUACCGAAUUGUAUCGUUUGUGGCGUUAAACCGUCACGAGUGAAUUCGGUGUACUGUAGCGAUGAUUGUAUUCGAAAGCAUGCGACAAAAACGGUUUCUGCAUCGAGCGCAAGUGAAUCAGAAGCAUGUUCAUCGGCACCAUCAACACCGUUUAGGCUAAAAUCGCCGACCGAAAGCGAGAAAAAGGGCCCACCACAAAAAGUCAUCCAACAAAUGUUUAGGGACAAGACAAAUCAUGUGGUAGUCAUGGAAAAGACGACUGGUAAAAUUAUGGUGGGUAAAAGUACACCGACACCCGACAAAUUACAACAAUGGUUGGCCGAACAUCCAAAUUUUGAGGUAUUGAAACCGGGCAGUCCACAAGCGAUGGCAUUCAAAGCAAAACAACAGCAAUUUAAAACGCUUGCCAAAGAUAUGGGCGAAAAAGAACUGUUUGCAGUAUCACAGCCACUAAAAGUUCAAACCAAAUUACGUUUCGAAGCCGAUAAAAUGGUGUACGUGAAUCCAAUGACACAAAAACCAGUGACAACGACAGCAUUAAAGCGACCGCUUUCAGCCACGUCAUCACCAGUUAAUUCAAAGUCCCCGCAUGCCCACAAAUCGGAGCCCAUAUCAAAAGCACCCAAGUUGAGUUCAACGCCAGUGCAGAAGAGCUCAUCGCAAACGAAAAAACGAACAUCAACAACACCGGAAGUCAAAACAGCAAGUUCAAGCAAAUCCGAAUCGUUAAGUAGCAAAUCCAAUGAUCGUGACCAAUUGCGUGUGAAUGCAAGAAAGACACUGAUUGAACAGCUGAUUACACGUACAAAAGAAAUCACCGAUCCGAAUGCACCACGGUUGACUGAAGCUGAAAUUACAGAAUUUGUGAAUGCGGCCGAAUUGGAAAUGUUCGAAAUGUUCGGUGGCGAUACAAAUAUGAAGUACAAAUCGAAAUAUCGUUCGUUAAUGUACAAUGUAAAAGAUCGUAAGAAUUUGACAUUGUUUGAAAAGAUUUCCAGCAAAUCGAUUGAGCCAAAGCAGUUCGUACGAAUGUCAACGGAAGAGCUAGCCAGCCAGGAGCUGGCCAAGUGGCGUGAAAAUGAAAAUAAACAUCAAUUGGAAAUGAUCACGAAAUCCGAAUUGGAUAUGCUUGCAUGUGGUAAUAGUUACGUGUUGAAAACGCACAAGGGCGAGGAGGUAAUUCAGGAGAGUAGCGAACGAAUCACAUUGGACCCAUCGAUACCGGUGGAAGAUUUGGUCUCGGUAUUGAACAACACGACGGUUAGCAGUAGUGACACAUCGAUCACCACAAAAGACAGUCGAGUUGAUAAGUACUUAAGCUCCGAUGGCAGCAAGUCAUUGUUGAGCAGCUCAAGUAAAAAAGAUAGUGAGCGCAGCCACGAAAAGAAAGACCGUCACGAAAGUCGUUCAUCAAGCGGUUCAUCAUCAAAACAUAAGCGAAAGCGUAGUCGAGAACGGCACAGUAGCCAUGGCAGUCACAGUCAUAGUCACAAAGACAAAAACUACGACAAAGAUAGAAAGAAUCGUAGCAGCGGUUCGGACAGUCGAAAGGAUAAAAAAGAUCAUAAGUCCAGUGGAAGCAGCAGUUCAAGUAGCAGCAAUCGCAGUAAACAUCACAGCGAAAAAGAUCGAAAGAGAGAAUCGACUAGUAAAGCACACUCGAAUCCACCAAAAAUUGCAAAAACCGAUGAAAAUAGUAUAAUUGACAAGAUUCUGAAAGCACAAUCGACCAUCGAUAGUAUAUUGCAUCCGGAAGAAUUUAAGAAGUCAAGUGAAUCAACAGUUGUUGCGAGUGUGAGCGCGGCAUCGACCACGACUGAAGGUAGCAGCAGCAGUAGUGCAUCGACAACAACGUUGACACGCCAACCAUCGGCCGCAAAUGAAAGUGACCAAGAGCCAACGAGUACAGUCACAAUUCCUUCACCGCCAGAAGUGACGUCCGAAAUACGAUCAACAACAACACCACCACCACCACCACCACCACCACCACCACCACCACUACAACUAGUCGAACGACCACUUGCGCCGAUCGUUUGGUCAGGGGCAAUAAGUAUGGUCGAUGUCGCAACAUUCCAAGUGUCGUUAAGCCCACUCUCUGGUAACACAGCUAUGAUUGAAUUCCCGAAAGAAUUCGAUGUCGUUGGUCGUAUCAAUCCAGAUACCGUUUGGGAGUACCUAGACAAGAUUCGCAUCAGUAAAGAUAUAGUGUUGCUGAAAUUCUCGCCACGUUCCUCUUCUGAUGAUGAUGAAACGGCUUACUCAACAUUCAUAAAUUAUUUGGAUACACGUAAACGACUUGGUGUUAUCAAAAUUCCAUCGAAGAUGGUUAAAGACUUCUAUAUCAUGCCAUUGACUUCGCACAAAUCGUUGCCAUCGAUUUUGAAAUCAACGACUGGCUUCGAUUUAGGCGCUGACCGUCCGGAUUUGUUGCUUGGCAUUGUCGUACGCAACCGAAUACCACAAACGAGCCAUCUUCCAAAUCCUCCAAAGCAUCGUCAACCAUCGAUACCAUUCAUUGGACACAAAUCAGCGGUGACGAUUCCGGCAAAGGAUGCCCAUUACACACCGCCAUCCAGUCCAAAUAUGAAUAUCCAAGUCAUCAGUAAGCAAGUGAUCAAGGCAACAUUUUCAUCAAAUGACGACGAUGAACCAUAUUCGCCCGGCGGAAGCGAUGAGGAUGAUUUGACGCUCAACACGAUCCCAACAUCGUAUUUGUCGAGCACGAGCGCAAAUCCAGUUCCGGAUUACACAAAACCGAUGAGUGGAGGACCGGCGCUGUCAAGUUUCGAUAAACAGCAGCUGGAGGAGCUGAAUCGACAGAUUGAGGCCGAGAAGAAGGAGAUUGCCAUGCAUUUGCAAACAGUGGACAUUGAUGAGCCAUACUCACCGACCAGUUCAGUGUCGCCGCCAAUUGGCGGAACAAAUAUAUCAGACGUUGUGUCAAACAUUUCGAUACCAGCCAAUUUAGCUGAUAUCUUGAAAAAUGUCGCAUCAUUUGGAUCGGCAGCUCCGUCGCAACUAUCAAUGAAUCAAUACGGUGCCAAUUUGAUGGAUACUAGCGAUACUGAAUAUGUACCGGUUGCACCGGCCACCACAUCGAUUAGCUAUGCACCAACACCAUCCCAACCCGUUGCUGUCUCAUCACAACCCAGCAAAUUGGCACAAUUAACUGACGAAGAACUCUUACGUUUAGUUCCAGAUGAAAUUUAAUCGAUUCAAGUUCAUUUCUACAUUUGUUCAAACAAAUUCGCAUGCGAUGACAUCUUACUCUUAACGAUACAUUUGAAUGUAGACAACUAAAACAACUAAAACAACAACAACAACAACAAAAAACACAUAAACAAAAAUGAGUUUAUUCACGAUAUUACACACACACACACACGCACACACACAAAAUGUUUUCUCUGGGUCUAGAGGCCCCCUUUCAUUUUGUUCUAAGUUUUUGGACAGAUAACAAUUUCCAAUGCAAUGAUCCUAAAUUUAAGAGGAUAAUUUUAGUAGAAAAAAACAGACAAAAACAAAAUUAAAAAAAGCAUGAUAUCUAACUAGCACUAAAUAGUGAAUCUAUUAAAUGAUUGUGAUAUCGAAAUAAUAAAAAUUAAACAUGAAAA